AUGAUGGACAAGUUGACUCAAUAUGUGCGGGUUUUUAACCACUUUGACGAGAAUGGAGAUGGCAAGAUAUCACCGUCGGAGUUGCGGCAAUGCGUGGAGGUGAUCGGCGGCGAGAUCUCGUGGCUAGAGGCGGAGGCCGUGGUGGAGCUUCUAGACUCGGACAAAGACGGGCUAGUGGGGUUGGAUGAUUUUGUGAGGUUUGUGGAGGAAGGGGAAGAAGAAGAGAAGGUGAAAGACCUAAGAGAGGCCUUUAAGAUGUAUGAAAUGGAGGGGUGUGGUUGCAUCACACCAAAGAGUCUGAAGAGAAUGCUUGGAAGACUGGGGGAGUGCAAGAGCAUAGAUGAGUGUGAAGCUAUGAUUGCUAGAUUUGAUCUUAAUGGUGAUGGGGUGCUCAGUUUUGAUGAAUUUAGGGUUAUGAUGUUGUAG
This is a messenger RNA of Sphenostylis stenocarpa, 426 nucleotides long. NCBI's taxonomy places the organism in Eukaryota, Viridiplantae, Streptophyta, Magnoliopsida, Fabales, Fabaceae. The record is from the annotation of a GenBank genome assembly.